Messenger RNA from Lactuca sativa (garden lettuce), 2622 nucleotides. RefSeq lists its product as uncharacterized. The record is from RefSeq and is a predicted model, not a curated record. NCBI's taxonomy places the organism in Eukaryota, Viridiplantae, Streptophyta, Magnoliopsida, Asterales, Asteraceae.
UUUACAAAAAAACCACCAUUUUUAUAUAUAUUUCGUCAUUUAUAUAAAAAAAAAAAAAAAAAAAACAAUCCAAAACCUAGGUGGGUGUGGGUGGAGCUAAGAGUGGGAAGCACCAUCAACAUCAUCUCCAUCAUUGGGUACAUUCUUUGUGCUACAUUGGGCUCCAUGGUGAGUAAUUGCAUCUAGUUUUAGCUUCUGGAAUAUGCUAAAUAGCGUCUCCACAACAAAACCCAUUCUGGGGUUUGCGAAUCUUGAAGCUUUUUCGCAUUUUCAGACACGAAUAUGCAAAUAGGUUCACAUCAAUAUGAUUCCGGCUCAUUUGGUGGGCAAAGUUUGGACGGAAGUUUCAGAAAGACAUCAUCAGUUAUCUCCUCACGAAGUGCAUCGAGCAUAUCCACUUCAAAACGAGCAUUAAAAGCAGCUAAAGAAUGUGCAAAAAACCUUACAGAUAUUGACUUAUUCAGUCAACACCUCGAAGAAUGGAUCAACGAGAAUUCACAUGGCUUCACAUCACCCUUUCAACUCGAAGACUUACAAACCCUAGAUUUCGCUUUAGAAUCUGUAUUAUUUCAACAAUUACACCGAAUGCCAAUUUCCCAUAACUCAAAAGAACUUGAGUUUUUAGCCCUAGAAGAUUUCUUACAUGCUAUUUCUGAUUCCUUAUGGCAUACAUUUUGGGAUGAAAAAGGGUCAUCCCCAUAUUCCAUUUUGUGUCCCCGAUAUUCCGGGUCGAAAUUUUAUACCGUAGAAAAAGCGAUAUCGAGAAGACGGCUCGAUUCGCUCUGUGGGUCGGCCUUGGUUUUAAGAAACGAGGCCGACCCACAUGUCAGGUGGGACCAGGUGGUCCAAUUUGCGUUAUUCCGACCCGGAACCGGAAUCAGAAUCGGAAACGAAUCCGAUUCGACACUCUCGUGUUCUUCUAUUUCCGAAGCUUUAUUUUACGGGGCACGGAUAUUGCUUUCGAGAAUGUUAAGCAAGUAUGGAACCGGUAGUAGUGAUUCCGUUUACGUUUUAGUUCUUGAUUCCGAUUCCGGAGGUGUGGUUAAACUCGAGGGUGACCUCGGGAAACUUGAUUUAACGUCCGGGAAUCCUAAUCCGUACUUUUCGAUGGUGAAUUGGAUAACAAAUCAUGCGGAAGUUAACGUUUCUAGCGUUGAUCGGAUAUGGAACAAGUUAGGGAAUGCAAAUUGGAGAGAUUUAGGAUGUUUGCAAAUACUUUUAGCAACGUACUAUUCGAUUAGUCAAUGGAGCGGAGACGCGAAAAGGACGAUAACGUCCCUCGCGUCCGAUCACGCCCUCCGUCUGCAUCAACGGCGAGUCGAGCGGCGCCUUGUCGAGGGCGAAAAGUCGAUAAUACCCUUUUGUAAUGAACCCGAAAUUGUGAAAUUUGACGAGAAAUGUGAUCAUGAUAACCGGUUGAAGCUCGAGCAAGGCGAAGUCUUGGAAUUGGAAGAUCUUCGGAAUCAAGACGAUCGGAAUCAUAGAAGUUUUCAAGUGAAUGGAUUGAUUAACGGGUGGAAUGGAUGUUGCUAUACGGCUUUUUCUAUAGAGUUCCCAACGGAACCAUUGAUGUUAUACGUGGGGGCCCACCCGACCCGAUUAGAACCCUCAUGGGAAGACAUGAGCUUAUGGUAUCAAGUCCAAAGGCAAACAAAAGUGUUGAACAUUUUCCGGGAUCAUGGAAUUUGUAGUAAAAAUCUUCCACAAAUCGUGGAUUCGGGUCGGAUUCUACAUUCGGGUACUUGUACCCGCCCGAACCCGAAAGGCCGGUGCGAUCACCCGUCAUGCGGUACACCGAUUCUUAUCAUACACCCCACCGGCGACCCGUUGUCGACCAAAACCAUCCCGUUUACUUCCCAUGAUGCGAUCCGAUGUUGUCGCGAUUGUCUUUCCGCUCUAAAAAGCGCCAAGUCAGCAAACGUCCAGCAUGGCGACAUCUGUCCUGAGAACAUUAUAAAAACAAACGAUUUAUAUAUUUUAGUUUCGUGGGGUCGGGCGGUUUUGGAUGAUAAGGACACGUGUCCAGCUGUUAACCUACAAUUCUCAUCAUCUCAUGCUUUACAACAUGGGAAGCUUUGUCCUUCUUCUGAUUGUGAGAGUCUUGUGUAUCUUGUUUACUAUCUUUGUGGUGGAAAAAUGGCGAGUCAACAGGAGGCGGAUUCGAUUGAGUCAGCGCUGAGGUGGCGGCAAAGAUUGUGGGCCAAGAGGGUGAUUCAGCAGUAUUUAGGUGAGGUGUCGGCUUUGUUGAAGGCGUUUGCUGAUUAUGUUGAUGGGCUUGUUGGAACACCGUGUGUGGUGGAUUAUGAUGUUUGGGUUGACCGGUUUAAUAAGGUGGUGGAUGGAGUUGGGAAUAGGGGGAAAGUGGUUGAAGAAGUGGUGAGAGUUGAAGAUGUUGGUGAGUCUUCUGGGAUUAGUGAAAAUGGUUGAUUGAUGUGUUGUUUUUAUGGGAAUAUGUGAUUAGACAUGAUUCUUUUGGAUUGGUGUUAAAAGUUCUUGAAAAUUGUUAUCUUUUUUGAUAUAUGAAAUUGUUUAGGUUUUGGAAUGUUGGCGUUUUUGACCAUUGUUGUUCUACGUGAUUCAAGAAUUGCAAUAGAAAGAUUUUGAGGCACCUUGGAAGAUGAA